Molecule: messenger RNA, 1608 nt
Organism: Saprolegnia diclina VS20
Lineage: Eukaryota; Oomycota; Saprolegniomycetes; Saprolegniales; Saprolegniaceae
Exons: 1
Coding region: 76-1578 (500 amino acids)
Biological process (GO): vesicle-mediated transport
Cellular component (GO): endocytic vesicle; cytosol
Molecular function (GO): small GTPase binding; guanyl-nucleotide exchange factor activity
Source: RefSeq, a predicted model, not a curated record
GAAGGCGUAUCCGUAAAGAACGCGACCAAUUCGCCUAAACUCAGACUGCAAAUCCUGAUCUCGCUGCCGGAACGCAUGUUGUCGCUGCCAUGGCACCGCCGGGCGCUGCCCGAGGACAACCGCGCGGCCUCGUCGCCGCACUCGUCGUCUGCGACAUCGUCGACGGCCUUCGAGCCGACAUCGCCCGCCCAUGUGCUGCUGUCGACCGAGCGCCGGGACGAGCUCCUUCACGUCGCCCGCACCAAGCGCAUCUCGUGGGUCGAGGGCAUGGGCAUCGGCCGCAAGCGCCGGCCGUCGGCGGGGCAUGCGCGCCACGCGACGUCAACCGUGCUCGAGUGCACCAAGUGCGCGGAUGAGCUCAUGCACUUUAUGGACGCCUUGGAGCUAGCGCCGUCGUCGUCGCCCGAGACGCCGACCUCGCUCGGAACGAUCUCGAUCCUCGACGAGGUCGUGCAGCAGCAUGGCACGCCGUCGCUUCCGAUGGACCCGGCGUUUCGCCGCUCAUACAACCAGCUCCUCGACGUCCUGCGCCACGCCGACGCAGCCGACCUCGUGCACACGAUCCAGACGUUCCUGAAGUCGCUCCAGGAAAAGUUUGCUACCGAUGGCGGGAAGCGACCUGCGUCGCAUUUUGGCGAGCGGGUCCAGCAUUUCGUGACGCAUCUCUUGCAUCUGCUGCAGACGUCGUCGCUCGUGCAGCGCAUGGAGCGGCAGAAGCUCCUCGAGGACUUCAAGGACCCCGAAUGGCGGCGCGAGGCGCUCGAGGCGUUCCUCAUGGAGAAGCUACACGCGACGGUCUUUCCUUCGUCCAGAAGCCUCGACGCCGCGCUUCACGACCGCAUCGCGUCGCUUCGCUUCCUCGAGUUUGCGCACUUGGACAUCACGGCGACGUCGGAUCUCGAGCGAUGGACAGCGAUCCAAGACGACCUUGCGGCGCUGCCGCGCUACUUGAGCCCGCGACGCAUGAUGACGUGCAUCCUCCACGUCUGCCAAGAGCUCACGCACCUCUUACGCGCGCACCACGGGCGGUACCCGGGCGCCGACGAGUUCCUUCCCGCGCUCAUCUACACCAUUUUGAAAGCCAACCCGGUGCAUUUGCAUAGCGUCGUCCAGUACAUCCAGACGUACCGCCACCCAUCCAAGUUGCUCUCGGAACCGGGCUACUUCUUUACGCACGUCGUCUCGAGCGUCUCGUUUCUAGAGCAGCUCGACGACUCGGGUCUGAGCAUCGCGCCGGAAGACUUCCACGCAGGCCUCGCCGCCACCAAAGACGCCAUCGGUGACGUCGGUGCCGUCAUCGCGCCGUUGUCGCCGACCAAAGAGGCACCGCGUCACGACCACUCGGAAGACGCGCAGCUGACGCCGAUCAAUGUGCUCGAUGUCCGCGCCCGCCGCCGGGUACCAGGCCUCGUGCCAGCCGUCGUGCCCGUGCUCAUGACGCCGACGAUCAUGUCGUCACCGUCGUUUCUCGACAAGACGGCGGCCGACCUUCGCCUCACCGACAUUCCGCUCUUGCUGGACGAGUACAAGGCGCUGCACCGGCGCGUCCACUGCGCCCGUGAUGUAGGCGCGAAUUAACUUAAGUCCAUUUUCGUUUUGCAAGUACAA